AUGAUGACCGAGACGGCUGUUGCCACUUCCAGAGUAUGGUGAGUUCCCUUUUUUGACAGUUCAACCGAAAUGAGGGCAUUCCGUGGGAACGUGGAAACAGUCCAUUUCACACUUUCUAACCAUGAUUGCCGGUGAUGCAAAUGAUCAAAACUCGAGAACAACUAACACAGAUUCCUGGUGUUCUUGGUAGGAUAAUAUGAAAGAAAAAGAAGUAAGUGAACGAAGCAAUGAAAGGUUUUCAGGUUUCCGUACUUCUCGUGCCCGACGAAGAGCCAGCGGUUGGCCGAGGCCGAAGGACGAAUCCUGUCGGCUCUUGGAAUCAGAUAUCUCGCCAAACUCGUUCAAGUAAGUUCUAUGCAACAACUUAUUUGGAACAAUGUGUGCUUCCUUCAGAUUCCGUUCAAACAAACCGAAAUCAGCACAAUCACUGUGAAUUGUGAGCAGCCGACUCCCAGCGCCGCCUAUCCGAUCGUUCUGAUCCAUGGAUUCGGUGCCGGAGUGGCUUUGUGGGGAGCCGCCAUGAAGAGACUCGCACAGUUCCAGACAGUCCAUGCAUUCGACCUUCCUGGUCAGUUUCGCAUCAAUAACUCCCUUUCAAAACGUUAUCUGCCACAGGUUUCGGUCGUUCUUCGCGUCCACAGUUCUCUACGGAUCCAGAGACCGCCGAGAUGGAGAUGAUCGAUUCGAUUGAGCAGUGGAGGGACCAGAUGAAUCUGGAGAAAAUGAACCUGGUGGCCCAUUCGUUCGGAGGAUACCUCGCCACGUCAUACGCCCUCAAGUACCCCAGCCGAGUCGACAAUCUCGUGCUGGCCGAUCCGUGGGGCUUCAACGAAAUGGAUCCCGAACUGGCUAACCGACUAACGACUCGGCAGAAGAGCAUUUUCUGGGUCGUUCAGAAGUUCAAUCCACUCGCCAUUCUCCGGCUCGCCGGCUCAUACGGUAAGCAGGCGCUUUUGGAAAAAGGACACAUGCAUCGAGAAUUGCAGCUGCAAAAGUAUUCCGAAACAAAAAAUAAAUAAUUCAGGGCCGACGCUGAUGAAACGACUGCGUCCGGAUCUUGCUCAAAAGUACUCGGAUGACGUGUAUGACUACAUUUACUUGGCCAAUUCGAAAAAUCCAACUGGAGAAGCGGCCUUCAAGAGCAUGUCGGAGAACUUGGGAUGGGCGAAACAGCCUAUGAGCAAGAGGUUCCACGAGUUGGACUCCACAGUCCCGGUCACUUUUAUUCACGGAGAGAAGAGCUGGAUUGACUGGAAGUCGACGAGGAAAAUGUUCUCUGAACUCUCGCACGUGGAAUCUCAUGUAAGCAUUCAUUUGUUCUGAGAAGACAACUCCCACAAGACUCUGGCGCACGUCAGUAGACACAUAGACAUCCGGUAAUUGCAUAGUUGGGCUCAGCUUGGUUGGGAUGUCUGGUGCCAGAAUGACAUUUCUGAUAAUGUUUCAGGUGAUGGACAGUGCCGGACAUCACGUUUACGCGGAUGACGCCGACCGAUUCGCGGAAAUUGUGAUUGGAGCGCUGAGCGGAAAGACGGUUGUGGUCAACGAGGAAACGGAACAGAUCACUGCGUUUUAA
Molecule: messenger RNA, 1576 nt
Organism: Caenorhabditis sp. 36 PRJEB53466
Lineage: Eukaryota; Metazoa; Nematoda; Chromadorea; Rhabditida; Rhabditidae
Source: the annotation of a GenBank genome assembly